This is a messenger RNA of Sungouiella intermedia, 201 nucleotides long. NCBI's taxonomy places the organism in Eukaryota, Fungi, Ascomycota, Pichiomycetes, Serinales, Metschnikowiaceae. The record is from the annotation of a GenBank genome assembly.
AUGAAGAUUGCGACGGAGUUAAAUGUGAAGAUUGUGACGGGAUUGGAUAUGAAGAUUGUAGCCGAGUUGGAAAUGAAGAUUGGGACGGAGUUGGAUAUGAAGGUUGUGACGGAGUUGGAUAUGAAUAUUGGGACGGGAUUGGAAAUGAGGAUUGGGACGGAGUUGGAUAUGGAGGUUGUGAUGGAGCUGCCGGGGAAGUAG